ACUCUUCCCGAGGCACCUGAACGCAACACUGUUCAGCGCCGAACCGCAGAUAGCUUGAUGCUAGCGCUCAGUUAUCGUUGGACACUAGCUGAAUCAAGAGAUUAAAGAAUGAAGACAGGCAUUACAAAUUGACAAUAGCUUCAAAACUACACGAGAAAACUUUUUAGGAUUUAUCUUUAAAGGAAGAGAAGCCAUGUUUCGCUGCAAGACUGCCUGGUUUUCGAGCAGUGUGCCGCAAGAUCGUCUUGACUUUUGGAUGGUGGAAGGUGGGACCAUCAUAGAAUGGAGGCAGGCAGACUACCUCUUCAGUGACGAUGCGACAUGUCCCGACACGCUGAGGAUAUUUGAGAACAACGAUUACAUAUCGAACAAGGUCACUGUUUUCCACAGCUUGUUCCUGUCCACCUGUGAAAAGCGGCAAAGUGUGAAAUCAGUGUGCAUCGGCCAUUAUGUGCUGUCUCCAGCUUCUGUGCAGGAUGAGGUGAGAGAAGUGGUUGGUAGGUUGAUUUGGGAACAUGAGGAUGAAGAAACCAUCGCGCAGGACGAACAAAAGUCUUUCUGCCUACCAGCUGUCCCUCACAGUGAGCAAGAUGCAAGAGAAAGCAUAUCUGAGGAAUCAGACAUAGACUCAUCAGAGGGCGAAGGUCACCUAUGUGACCAUUUAAGAAGCUCAGUUAGUUGUGAGGCCCCGGGUAAACUGUUUAACAUGCAGACAUACUGCUCUGUCCCUGCAGGGUACAUCAGCAUAGAGAACCUUCCGAAAUAUUCCGGUGAUCUGCAUGAUGUGCAUCCUGGGGUUUUCAGAUGUUCAAAGUGUAAAGCCUGCCUUUGUUUGGGGCAAAAGUAUGCCAAGACACAUUAAGAAAGGGGGAAAAAAUAAUAAUAAUUACAGAAACAAUGGCAGUCUCAUUUUGUAUUUCUGGUAUAUAAUAGCAUCUUUAAUUUGUCUGUGUUUAAUUUCAGUUUUUAACAUGAAGGCUGCCACAUAAUUUGUACCUCUGGUUUUUCAAUGAAAGAGUUGAUGCAGAUAUAUUUGUUUUUUCUGUAUUUGGAAUAAAAUAUGGAACAUUGUAGUGUUAUUGCACACCAACAUAUAUAUCCUGCAAGUAUUUGCUUAAUCCUAUUUAUGGUUUAUGUUUUUAUGUUUCCUUAAAAUGUUUAGCUGAAGCCCACAGAUUUAAUGUAAACUAUAACUUAAUGCUGAUACUAAAUACUGUAUUGUCAAACAUUGCAUGAAAAUGUUUGUAUUUGCACAAAGAGUAAAGGUGGAUGCUUUUUUUCUA
Xiphophorus couchianus (Monterrey platyfish) is the source of this 1283-nucleotide messenger RNA. It is a transcript of the gene terb2, whose product is annotated as telomere repeat binding bouquet formation protein 2. Gene Ontology annotation, cellular component: nuclear inner membrane. The coding region runs from base 194 to 862 and encodes 222 amino acids. The record is from RefSeq and is a predicted model, not a curated record. The transcript has 6 exons. NCBI's taxonomy places the organism in Eukaryota, Metazoa, Chordata, Actinopteri, Cyprinodontiformes, Poeciliidae. Gene Ontology annotation, biological process: meiotic attachment of telomere to nuclear envelope; homologous chromosome pairing at meiosis.